AUGGGUAUCGAUCACACUUCCAAGCAACAUAAGAGAUCAGGUCACAGAACCGCUCCAAAAUCUGACAAUGUCUAUUUGAAAUUGUUAGUCAAAUUAUUUUCCUUUUUAGCCCGUCGUACUGAUGCUCCAUUCAACAAGGUUGUUUUGAAGUCAUUGUUCAUGUCUAAGAUCAACAGACCACCUGUUUCCGUUUCUAGAAUCUCUAGAGCUUUAAAACAAGAAGGUGCUGCCGCCAAGACUAUUGUUGUUGUCGGUACUGUUACCGAUGACGCAAGAGUCUUCGAAUUGCCAAAGACUACUGUCGCUGCUUUGAGAUUCACUGCCUCUGCCAGAGCUAGAAUCGUUAAGGCUGGUAGUGAAUGUAUUACUUUGGAUCAAUUGGCUGUCAGAGCACCAAAGGGUCAAAACACUUUGAUCUUGAGAGGCCCAAGAAACUCCAGAGAAGCCGUGAGACACUUCGGUAUGGGUCCACACAAGAAUAAGGCUCCAAGAAUCACUUCUACUGGUAGAAAGUUCGAAAGAGCCAGAGGUAAGAGAAGAUCUAAGGGUUUCAAGGUGUAA
Naumovozyma castellii is the source of this 561-nucleotide messenger RNA. It is a transcript of the gene RPL18B, whose product is annotated as 60S ribosomal protein eL18. NCBI's taxonomy places the organism in Eukaryota, Fungi, Ascomycota, Saccharomycetes, Saccharomycetales, Saccharomycetaceae. Bases 1 to 561 code for a protein of 186 amino acids. The transcript is spliced from 2 exons. The record is from RefSeq and is a predicted model, not a curated record.